Messenger RNA from Lactuca virosa, 2179 nucleotides. The record is from the annotation of a GenBank genome assembly. Lineage: Eukaryota; Viridiplantae; Streptophyta; Magnoliopsida; Asterales; Asteraceae.
GGGGUUUUCCAUUUUUGAUCAUUCUUGAUUAUUUAUAUACCCUCUCUUCUUCCACUACCAUCACUUUCUACUUUUCAGGUUUCAUCAUGUGGGAUUCAGACGUAGGUGCAAGAAACUACGAUAAUCGAGUUCUUAGUGGCAGGCAUAGUGUCCAGACUGACAAGUUCGAACAAAGAGGUCAAUCUUGGUAUGCCAUCACUGAUAUUCCAAGCGAUUUGUUGAUUCAAAUUGGUGAAAUUAGCUUCCAUUUGCACAAGUGUCAGCUGCUUUCAAAAAGUGGAAGAAUGAAUAGGAUCAUACAUGAAUCAAGAGAAGUCGUCAUAAAGAAGGUGAUUCUAAAUGAGUUACCCGGUGGGAGAGAGGCUUUUGAGUUAGUAGCAAAGUUCUGCUAUGGAGCCGUCGUUAAACUAACGGCCACCAUCAUCACCGGCCUCCGGUGUGCUGCUGAAUACCUUGAGAUGACGGAGGAUCUAGAAGAAGGAAACCUGAUUUUAAAAACUGAAGCUUUUAUCAACUAUGUUGUGUUGUCUUCAUGGAAAGAUUCAAUCUCCGUGCUUAAAAGUUGUGAAGAAUUCUCUCCAUGGGCGGAAAACCUCCAGAUAGUAAGAAGGUGUAGCGAAUCGGUAGCUUGGAAAACCUCCUCCGACCCUAAAUACGUCCGGUGGCAGUACACCGGAAAACACAAUAACGAUUCGAGCCCAAGUCGGGACGAGGUUCUUUCUGAUUGGUGGUGUGAAGAUGUUUCGGUUCUUAGAAUCGAUCAUUUUGUUCGUGUGAUCACUGCGAUUAAAGUAAAAGGAAUGAAAUACGAAUUGGUUGGAACUGCGAUCAUGCAUUACGCCAUGAAAUGGCUUCCGGGGAUGAUCAAAGAGGGUUCAUCUGGUUCAGUCGAAGAAGGCACUGGUAGCAGCAAUGGCGUCGCAGCAGGUAACAGAGGCGGGCUGCAUAUGAUCAUAGCAAUGAACAAAGGCGAUCACUCAUCGAGCCCAGAAGGAAAACGUCAACGAACGAUCAUCGAGAGCCUGAUUAGCAUAAUCCCACCAGAAAACGAUAGCGUCUCGUGUAGCUUUCUUCUUCGUUUAUUAAGAAUCGCGACCAUGGUCAAUGUGGCACCGGCUUUGGUUACAGAACUGGAGAAACGAGUUGGGAUGCAGCUCGAAGAGGCUACAAUGGCGGAUCUUCUGAUUCCCUCGUAUAACAGAAGCGAGACUAUGUAUGAUGUCGAUCUUGUUCAGCGAAUCUUGGAGCAGUUUUUGAUUCAAGAACAGAUGGAAAUCUCGAACCCUGGAAGGGAACCGAUGAUAAGGAAAAGUAAUGACAUGAAUGCGAAGAUGAGAGUUGCUAAGCUUGUUGAUGCUUAUCUUUCGGAGGUUUCGAGGGAUAAAAACCUAUCGUUGACGAAGUUUCAUGUUCUGGCUGAGGCGUUGCCGGAAUCCGCUAGAAGUUGCGACGAUGGCAUAUAUCGUGCGAUUGAUCAGUAUCUGAAGGCUCAUCCCAUGCUUUCAGAACAUGAACGAAGGAGGCUAUGUCGAGCCAUGGAUUGUCAAAAGCUCUCAAAGGAUGCAUGCAUGCACGCUGCUCAAAACGAGAGGCUUCCCCUUCGAGUUGCAGUCCAAGUAAUAUUCUCGGAGCAGAUAAAGAUUAGCAACACAUUAGCAAAAGAUACAGGUGAACUACACUACCAAUCAAUCACUCAAAACCGAAAAACUUUACUUGAAGAAACACCACAGUCGUUUCGAGAUGGGUGGGCAAUGGCUAAGAAGGACAUUGACACACUCAAAUUCGAUCUAGAAACCGUGAAAACAAAGUAUGUAGAGCUUCAACAUGAGAUGGAGAGUCUACAAAGCAAAUAUGAUAAGGUAGCGAAGUUGAAACAACAAUCGACAUGGUCGAAUGGAUGGAAGAAGUUGAGCAAAAUUACCAAAAUUUCGACCUUUGAGAACAUGGGAAGUGGGUCUCAAAGUAACAGUGAACAACUUGUAAAGACACCAAGAAGACGAAGGUAUUCGAUUUCUUGAAGUUAGACACAAUCUCUUCUAUUGUGACCCAAGAAUCCUGUCACAAAUGUUUCGUUGAAAAUGAUUUUUAUAAUAUGUCUAAAGUUACUGAUCAUUUAUUUAUUUGCCAAGCAAAGCAACUUAUUACCAUCCACAAAUUGGGCAAUUGGAUGUGAUUGUAC